This is a messenger RNA of Rana temporaria (common frog), 5361 nucleotides long. It is a transcript of the gene CUX2, whose product is annotated as cut like homeobox 2. The transcript is spliced from 21 exons. The coding region runs from base 1 to 4662 and encodes 1553 amino acids. Gene Ontology annotation, molecular function: DNA-binding transcription factor activity, RNA polymerase II-specific; DNA binding. Gene Ontology annotation, biological process: regulation of DNA-templated transcription. Lineage: Eukaryota; Metazoa; Chordata; Amphibia; Anura; Ranidae. The record is from RefSeq and is a predicted model, not a curated record.
AUGAAUACUUGCAUAACAGUUCCUUCUGGCUUGGGUACAAUACAGUAUUGCAGUAAUGAAGCUCUGAACCGGGUCAUGUCUCUUCAGUGGCCAGUGCCCUUUUAUGUCUCCACUAAGAGUCUGCUUCUGUGGGACAGUAUGCUCUUUAUUAAUUUUCGUAUACUAACUGCUGAGCUGAGUUGGAAUAAUGAGGUCUUAGUUGCAACUUUUUUACAUGGCCUCUAUGACAGAGUGAAGGACGAAUUAGCAGGAAGAACCAUCCCCGCUGAUCUGGAUGAUGUCAUUACCUUGUGUAACCAGAUCGAUAUUCGCUUUCAGGAGGGGAAUAUAGAAAAAAGACGCCAGCACUCCUUGGUUGUUGCACUUAGUAAAAGAAGCAAAGAAGCAGAAGCAGCGUUCCUGAGUGUAUACAAGCAGUUAAUUGAAGCACCAGAUCCAGCCCCUCUGUUGGAAGCAGUACGUGGAUUGGAAGACAGAUUACAGCAGCUCCAGGGUGUGGAUCCCGAUAAUAAGACAGUGAAAGAGAUCAGCCGACAUUGGAAGAAGUACUCUGAGUUCUAUUCCACAGGGAAAGAGAGAAAAGAGGGAACUGCUCCAGCUGGGCUCCUGCUGCAGAGGGAGGAAGCAUGGCACAGCAGCAUUAGCAGCAAACUAUUCUCAGCGGACACCUAUCAGCAGAAAAACGAAGCCGAUAGUGAAAAAGGGUUGCAGGAAGCACAGCUCACUUUGGCUGUCAGACUUGGUGAAGCUGAGGAAAAGAUCAAAGUUCUUCAUUCAGCACUGAAAACAACGCAGAGGGAGCUUCUGGACUUACGGUGCCAGUAUGAUAAAGAGACAGCAUCUAAGGCAGAUGAAGUGGGCAUGAUCAUGACCAACCUUGAAAAAGCCCAUCGGAGAGCAGAAGCUGCUCAGAGAGAGGUUGAGAGUCUCAGGGAGCAAUUAUCAUCUGUAAAUAAUUCCAUUAGACUGACCUGCUGUUCUCCACCAGGAUCCACCACACUGAAUUCUGCUGAUAAAACAAGCUUCUCUCUGUGUUCUGGGUCUCAUCUAGAAGCAGCCUUAGCUGUUAAGGACAGGGAAAUUUUAAGACUCUUAAAAGACAUUCAACACCUGCAGAACACAAUACAAGAACUGGAAGAGUCCUCGUCAAAUCAGAUAGCAGAGCUCGAGCAGCAACUUGUUAUCAAGACAGAGGCCAUUGCGAAACUGGAGGAAAAGUUACAAAGUCAGUCAGAUUACGAAGAAAUUAAAACAGAACUGAGCAUUCUGAAAGCUAUGAAGUCUGUCUCUGCCAGCUGUGGUCUUGCAUUGGAAUCCCCCAAGGGAGAAGCUAGCCUACCAAUCAAAAAGGAAGUAUUCUACCCAUCAUCGAACUAUCUAUUAGGGAAUCCAGGUGUACCCAGCUGUGAGGAAGAUCAUUCCCAAGAUGCAACAAAAUAUCCUGUACCAACUGAGAGACCAUACUCAGCAUCCCCUAUGAACAUAAAUGGAGACUGUACACCCAGUCCUUGCCACUCUAUGCUGGAAUCAUCCUUGUCAAGCAGAGCUCAGAGAAACUCCUGCCCAUCCUCUGCUUGCUCCAACAUUAGCGAACAAUUAGCAGCAGAUCCCCUGCGUAAAAAUCAAGUUGCUUCACCAUUACUCAAGAUUGAAAACAACUCAGCACUUAGUUACCCAUCUUCUUUUUAUACACUAAAGGCCAGUGCAGUCUCACACAAUCACCAGUCAAGUGGGAAUCACGAGUCUAGCCCGCUCAGUGAUCACUCUGAGGGGACCAAUUCCAGCUCAGUGGAUGAUGAGCAUCUAGAUACAUCCGAAAUUGCUUUCCAAGUCAAGGAGCAACUGCUGAAACAUAACAUUGGACAGCGUGUAUUUGGCCACUAUGUUUUGGGACUCUCUCAGGGCUCAGUAAGUGAGAUUCUGGCACGUCCCAAACCUUGGCGAAAACUUACUGUUAAAGGGAAGGAGCCUUUCAUUAAGAUGAAGCAGUUUAUAUCAGACGAGCAGAAUGUUCUAGCACUCAGAACUAUACAGGUGCGGCAAAGAGGAAGCAUCACACCUAGAAUUCGAACUCCAGAAACCGGUUCAGAUGAUGCCAUCAAAAAUAUUCUUGAGCAAGCAAAAAAAGAGAUUCAGUCUCAGAAAGGGGGUGAAACAAAAGGUUCGAGUGUUCCUUUAUCAUCAACUUCCAGUGUUAACAACAACUCGGAGAGUGCAAUAAAGAGCAUCUUGGAGCAGGCUAGGCGAGAGAUGCAGGCACAGCAGCAGGCACUGCUGGAAAUUGAAUCAGGGAGUAGCCAUAGGUCCAUUCCAACUCCACCAAAUGAGUGUCCAGUUCUCACUCCUACAAUACACACAACCCCUCAUAUCUUCAUUAAACAGGAGGAGGGCAUCCUUCCCGCCAGCACAAGCUGCACACAAACACCACUGAGUGUGCUGUCUCCAGCUGCUUUUGUACAAAACAUCAUCCGCAAAGUGAAGUCAGAGAUUGGUGAUGCCGGAUCAUAUUUUGACCAGCAUUGGGCAUCGGAAAAGAAUGUCCUGAGCCAUCCAUUCACUUCUGUUUCUCCCUCGUUGUCUUCAUCAUCAUCAAGUUACUCCAGUAUGGUUAAUGGGCGAGUUUGGAAAAGAGGAGAUAAUGGGGAGAAUGUUAACAAUGAGGAAGAUAUAUCAACUGGGGAAGAAGCACACAAGAUAAUAGAAGUGAAAACAGAGGCUGGAAGCCUGGAUAAUCAGAAUAUCAGUCAGCUUUCAUACUACCCUGCAUACGUUCCAAGAAACCUCAAGCCCACUGUGCCCCCUCUGACUCCGGAGCAGUAUGAGAUGUACAUGUACAGAGAGGUAGAUACGCUGGACCUGACAAGACAGGUUAAAGAAAAACUUGCCAAAAAUGGCAUUUGCCAGAGAAUCUUUGGAGAAAAGGUUCUUGGAUUAUCCCAGGGCAGUGUCAGUGACAUGCUGUCGAGACCCAAACCAUGGAGUAAACUAACUCAAAAAGGCCGAGAACCAUUCAUUCGAAUGCAGCUCUGGCUGACAGAUCAGCUUGGCCAAGGGAUUACCCAGCAAUCUGCCCUGUCACAAGGGACAGCAAGCCCUUUGGAAACGCAACCAUCCCCAUCUCCACCACCAAGCCCUUCAGAUCAAGAACGAAGUUCAACUGAGCCUCUUAUGUUGAGCUUUGAAAGCAGCAAAGAAAAUCAGCAGCCAGAAAGCCGAUCUACUUCCUCCUUAAGUGGUCGAUCCUUCCCAGGUCCUCACCAGUUGGCAGCAGCUGGGAUCCAGGAGAUUGUGGCCAUGUCUCCGGAGCUGGACACAUACUCCAUUACAAAGAGGGUGAAGGAAGUGCUGACUGACAAUAAUUUAGGUCAGAGGUUGUUUGGAGAAAGCAUCUUGGGGCUGACUCAGGGUUCUGUAUCAGAUCUGCUGUCAAGGCCCAAACCAUGGCAUAAGCUCAGUCUGAAGGGCAGGGAGCCAUUCGUCCGCAUGCAGCUCUGGCUGAGUGAUCCCCACAACAUUGAAAAACUCAGAGACAUGAAGAAAAUGGAGAAAAAGGCAUAUCUUAAACGGCGCUAUGGACUGAUAAGUGCUGGCUCAGACAGUGAGUCAUCGACUGCUAGGACGGAGUGUGUGAGCCCCAAUCUCCAGGCACAGGACUACAACCUCAUGCAGAUGAAGAAACCAAGAGUGGUGCUGGCAAUGGAAGAAAAGGAAGCCUUGAAAAAGGCUUAUGACAUGGAACCAUACCCUUCCCAACAGACCAUUGAACUGCUGUCAUACCAACUGAACCUUAAGACAAACACUGUUAUUAACUGGUUUCAUAACUACAGGUCUCGAAUGCGCAGAGAGAUUCUGAUGGAAGGUCAGCAGGACAAUGACACCGAUCAAGAACCAAACAGUUGUGAUAGCUUUGCAUCAGCAGCUGCCCCACAUAGAGACCUGACUGCUCAUAGUCCGGAUUCUGAAAGAGGAGACCAGAAACCCGUAAUUACUGAUCUGAAACACUUGCUGCACAGUAACUGCUACGCUAAGGAGAUGAGAAGUACUGUGAACAUUAAAAAUGAAAACACAGAGGAAGAGGAUGAUUAUGAUUCUUCCAAUCGUUGUGAGUCUUGUGGCUCUGGAACAGCAUCAGGAAAAUGUUGUGAAUCUGAGCCAUCCAGAGCACUUAGAGAAAAGCAGCCGAUGUCCCCUCAUUGUGAUGGUGCCCAGAGACAAAACUUUUUACGAAAGGGCAGUUCGGUGCAUGAGAACUCCCAUCAGCCCACAACUCAUGACUGUGCUUCUGUGCUUUCCCAUAAAGAUAGCAUGGUAACAGACGGACCACAAGCUGACCCCAUCAGCUUUAAAUCUACAGUAGAAUCUUCCCGCUGCAGCUUGGAAGUUUCUCUAAAUUCACCAUCAGCAGCCUCAUCCCCAGGCCUCAUGAUGUCCGUCUCUCCUGUACCUUCAUGUUCAGCUCCCAUUUCUCCAUCCCUGCCUAAUAGCAUGGCCAUUAAAGCUCACUCUUCCAGCCCGACUUGUGACAUGGCCCCAUUACAUCCCUCCGCAAAGCAUACCCCUGAAAAAAAGAAGAGGAAUGAAAAAAUGGCAAAUCUUAAUAAUAUUAUCCAUAGGCUUGAAAGAGCUGCAAAUAAGGAAGAGACCCUGGAAUGGGAGUUUUAAACAUACAUUUCUGUACAAAAAAACUGCACUCUUUCUACCAAUCUCUGUGAAUCCACAUUAUGGAGCAGAGCUGCUGCAGAGAACCGAUAUUGAAUAUUUUCUAUAUAUUUUACUUUGCGGGGUAGACAAUUAUAAAAAGGGAGACUGGAAUUCAAGAAAAAAUUAACUAAUUUUCAUUGUUAAAAAAUAUCAACUCUUUUAGGAAAAAAUAUUUAUAAACAUUUUAGAUAUUUUAUUAAAUAUUUGGAAUUUAUUAACACCCUCAGCUGCUUUGAUAAAGAGAUUGAAGUUAAACCACAGAGAUGUACCCGUAAUUACAAUGAAGUCCUGUAGCUUGCCACUAGAUGAGAUUAGGACUGUUGUUUAAAGCCAUCACAAAGCACUAGAAGGCUGACCGAAUGAGAAGCUGCUUUGGUUUCUUCAGCUGUCUACAAGACAGUGGUGAUUCCUACCCUCUAAAGAGACAGACAUAGUCUGUAAGACUCUAAACUGAAUGUGUAUUGCAUUGAACUGUGUGUAGAUGAGAUGGUCCACUUUAAAAGUAUUGUGACAUACAACUCCAAGUAGCUGUGAUUGUGGUAGAACAGAAAUUAGGACUAUGAACGCCCACUCUUACAAUUGUAUUACUUUCACUUGUGUAUGGGAAAGCUUCAAGAUCCAUGACUUUGUACAAGAAAAGCAAUGCUGUGUGUCACGAUG